GCAGAUAUUGAUUGGAUGAAAUCUAAGCUGGAGAUGCUCAGUUCGAAUCAAUCAUCAUUGGCCGAGGACUUCAUUUCGUUGAGGUGUUUUGUUGAUUUUAAUUUCAAAUCCGUAAUGACUGUAAUUAAGGAUAUCCAAGAGAAGGUUAAUGCCAUUCAUCGUCGUCCUUCUGACGAGGGAAAGUCAUCGGAUGAAUUAGUAACUCAAGAUUCUGAUGAUGAUCCUGAUGAUGAUGAUGAUGAUGAUGAUGCCGAGGAUGAUGACAAGCAAUUGCCUGAUCCAGAAAAUAUUGAUUCCGACUCCGACGAUGGUGGUGAGUUGGUUAAAGUUGGUGGGGUUGCUGAUGAUGCUGACAAGGCUGUUACUGCUGUCCCUUCUGCUGAGGUGAAUCCUUCUGAGGAUGUUGGAGGGAGUGAUAAAAAUGUUAAGGAUGUUGAGAAGCCGAAGGGCGAUGAGUCUCGAUUGAAGGGGGACGAUUUCUUUGAUGGAUUGAGCCAGCUUGUAAUAGAUGAUGAUCAAGUUGUGUUGGCUGGCUUGGAGGCUGUUGCUAAAAUCAAUGUAAGUUUACUUUUAAUUGUUUUCAAAAAAACUAGGUUUCUUUUUGGUUGCUCAUUAGUUUCUAGUAUGUUUUGCAACUGUUUUAAUGCAUUCUUUAUUUUUUAGGUCCCCGCACCCAAUCCAGAUGUUGUUGGUGAGAAGUCAGAUGCCCUUCAUACUGAUGAAGAA
This is a messenger RNA of Cannabis sativa, 726 nucleotides long. RefSeq lists its product as uncharacterized. NCBI's taxonomy places the organism in Eukaryota, Viridiplantae, Streptophyta, Magnoliopsida, Rosales, Cannabaceae. The record is from RefSeq and is a predicted model, not a curated record. The coding region runs from base 16 to 663 and encodes 215 amino acids. The transcript is spliced from 2 exons.